AUGGCAAUUUGGGAUAACGUCUUUACGCCUGUUUCACCUAUUAUUGCUAAUUGUAAUAUUGUAAUUAUGUGGUCAUAUGCCUUGAAUGAAAAAGAUGCUCGAGAGGCAAAUAAUGGCACAUGGAGUCCAAAUCACUUUGUUCCACUCAUUUCACAAGCUAUUCAUAAUGAUUCUAACAAUGAUCCUUCAACUUUUGAUUUAUCGUCGUUUUAUUGUCAAAACAAUGUUAUCUUAUACAAAAGUGGUUUAUUUCAACAAAAGAAAGAGGAUAUUUGUGUAAUUUGUCAAAAAUGUCAUGGUGCUCUUUCGAAGGGAUCUAUUCCUAAGUUUUCAGCUGCCAAUAAUAUGUGGUUAGGUGAUAUACCUGUUGAAUUACAAGGACUGACGAUUCCAGAAGAAAAAUUGAUAUCAUUUUAUCGUCACAACAGCUGUAUAAUAAAACUUCAUUCGCCUUUUCAUUCAACUACAACUGCCCAAACAGCACUGAAAGGCAACUGCAUUACCUUUCUUCAAAAUGUACCAAAUAUCGUCAAUAGUUUACCACUUACACUUGACGAUCUAUGUGAUACACUUAAAGUGAUUUUUAUUGGAGCUCGACCUCUCGAUCGUAUUCAUCUUAAAAAAAGUCCUAACAAUCUCAACAAUAUUGCUCGAUUACCUGAAGACGAUGUACCAGAAUGUAUUAUGUCAACGAUGGAACAGAUGUUAGGUGAUGAAGAAAUUCAAGCUGAAAGAGUUGGAUAUGUUCCUGAUCCAUUAUCUGAUCCAACAGAACAUACUACUGCAGAUACUAUUCCAAUUAGUAACAGUGGUGUUCUCGAUGUCAAUGGUGCAUCAGUAUCUUCAGAGGAGAUUGCUACCUAUUUGUUGCACAAAAUUAAAAAUAAUGAAAACAAGGAUCAGAUGGGUAUCGAAAAUGUUUACUUAAUUCCUCAUUCAUCGAAGCCUGUCAACAAAUAUUUCAAUUCAAAAUUAUUAACAGGUCUAUAUCCAACUUUAUUCUGUUAUGGACGUGGAGCACCUGAAGAUCAAUCACGUCCAGUUCAGAUAAAGUUAAAAGAACACAUACGUUAUCUAUUAUCUUAUAACGAUCAUCGUUUUGAAACAAAUCACAGUUUUAUAUUUGUAGUCUUCAAUUUAUUACAACGCCGUGAUGCCUGCUUUCAUGCUCAAUUAAUAGCAACAAAACCUUAUUUUCAAGCAUCUGCUGAUGAAAUUCUAUCUUUGAAUAGUAAAGAUAUUGAAACAGUCCUUGACAAUAAUUUUAAAAGAAUAUACAAUUCAGAAUCAAGCAAUGCAUUAGACAAAUUGCUGCAGCAUAUUAAAACUAUUGGUGGCCGAGUUAUGGGUUCAGCAUACUCACGAACAGCUUUACGCACCCGAAUCCAUGCACUUAUCUAUAACCAAGGACUACCUAGCAUAUUUCUUACUUUAAAUCCAGCCGAUAUCCACAGCCCCGUAGCAUUAUACUUUGCAGGUGUUAAACUUGAUCUGGACAAUAUCCAAAACGAUCAACUUAUGGAUACGUACAAAAGAGCUGAAAUUAUAGCAUCUCAUCCAGUUGCUACUGCAAAAUUUUUUCAUUUAUUAAUUACUAACAUUUUAAAUACUAUGAUUAGUGAUGGUGUUCUUGGACCAAUAAAGGCUUAUUUUGGUACUGUUGAAAGUCAAGGCCGAGGUUCAUUUCAUUUACAUCUCCUUAUUUGGCUUGAUUAUGAUAUGAAACCAGCUGAUAUGAAACAAAAGAUUCAAAAUGCUGAUUUUCGUGAAAAGUUGAAAGCAUACUUAGAAGACAUCAUCAAAGAAGAUUUAGACGAUUUCAAAGAGAACCAUGUCUUUGAAUGUUCAAACGUACCAAGAUCAUUCAAUACUCCCACACGAUUAUCACAAGAUAAUAUUUAUGCCGCUUUACGUACUAUUGAUUUAACAGGUUUAGCCGAAAAAAUAAAUAAAUCUCUUGUUUGGUCAACACCAAUCAAGCAACAACUUUCUCCGUCAAUUCCUUAUGCUUCACCCUCAAUUCCUUACGCUUCUCCAUUAUUGAAUAAAUCGUUACAGACACCAACACAUGAUCGACCAACAUCUACUUGCUUACCAACUCCAAAUCCAUCAUCACCUAAUUUUGCAGCACGCUUUCGUGCAGAUGUGGUACAACUUGUCGAAACAGGCAACAAGCACAAGCAUAGUGACACAUGUUACAAGUAUUCUAAUCCUAAACAAGGUGACAAGAAAAUUUGUCGAUUGCGUAUGCCACGCAAAUUGGUGCCAGUCUCGACAAUUGAUCCUGAUACUGGCCAUAUUUCUGUGCGCCGAUCAGAUCCAUGGAUUAACAAUUUUAAUGAAUACCUUAUUGCGGCUUGUCGAUCCAACAUGGAUAUCAAAUUUAUUUGGAGUGAUAGUGAUGCAAAGGCUCUCGUUUAUUAUAUUACUGAUUCUGUGACAAAGAUGAGUCUCUCUUUUCAUGAUACAUUUGCUCUUGUACAAAAAAGCAUUACAUCAUAUAUGAAUCCAUCGCAUCAAACAGACAAAGCAGAUGCAAUUGAAAAAUCACGGAAACUCGUUUUACGAUGUUAUAAUACACUUGCUUCUCAACAAGAGCUAUCUGAAGUUCAAGUUGCUUCAUAUCUUAUGAAUUGGGAUGAUCAUUACACAACACAUAAGUUUCAAGGCGUUUAUUUAAUUCAAACCGAACUGUAUUUACAAACGCAGUUGAAUGAAUUACGCUCCAAACAAAAAUCCGAAGGUUCGAUGCAAGAUGCAAUUGACGAUGAUGUAUAUGAUGACGAAGGUAUUGAUGAUGAAAACAAUAACGAAGAACAUUUUCAAAUUCAAUCAACUGAAAACGAUAAAAAAUAUGUACUCGUUAAUACAAGAAUUGAUUAUCAAUAUCGCUCCGAUGUUCUCAAUGAUAUGUGUUUAUACGACUUUGUCAGCACACUGUAUAAGAAAAAAAUGAACAGAGCAGAUUUGAAAUAUUUAUCUGAAGCUGCAACAUCGAUGACAGACAAAAUUAACGAAAAAGAUCGACCACAUUAUCAACGUUAUCCUUUUCAAAAGCAGCAUCCACAAAUAACAACACAUCUUUUGAUGGAAUACAGUGAGCGUCAUGUACCUAUUCUUUAUGGUCCACAAAUUCCUCGACGAGAUCGUGAUGAUACUCGAGAACGAUACAGUCGAGCUCUUCUCACACUUUUUGUACCUUGGCGCACUGUUACAGAUCUUUGUGACAUCAAUCAAACAUGGGAAGAUGCUCUUAAAUCUCGACAAAAUCGUGUUUCCAUUCGUUCAUGGAAGAUCAUAGAAAAUAUUCAACUUUUACAUGAAUGUAGAAAAGAUCGCGAUGAGCAUUUACUUCAAGUUAUUACUGAAGCUCAAACGGAUAAUGAUACAAUCACCGAUUCCGUCCUUUUGCCUGCAAAUCAACACAUUGAUGGCGAAUAUGAUAUGGACCAUAGUGAAGACUUAUUAGAAUUAAUAGGCAAUAUAGAUGAAUACACAACUGCAGUGAUUAAUGUCACAAAAAGAUCAACAGAAGAUAAAUAUAUUGAAGAAGCUAUUGAAGCAGUCGAAAGUGUUGGACGAUUUAAUCAUAUAAAUAGUAAUAAUAAUGGUCAACUUAUAAUGUGCAUACCCGGAUAUGGCGGUACAGGCAAAUCACAACUUAUUCGUGCUCUCAGCAAAUACUUUCUUGUUACGAAAAGAAUGCAAAUGAUGCGAAAGCUUGCACCCACUGAAAUUGCUGCUGCUGAAAUAGGUGGUAUGACAAUUCAUUCAUUUUUGGGAGAACAACGUAAUUCCGGAAAGCCACGAACUAUCAAGCCAGGUGAUUUAAAACUCGAAAAAGAAUGGAGACUCGUCGAAUUUUUAUUAAUCGAUGAAAUGAGUAUGGUUGGUUUGAAUUUACUAGCAAAACUCAAUCGAAUCAUUUGCUCUGCAAAACAUGUCGAUCCACAAGUGCCAUUUGGCGGUGUAAAUGUUAUCUUUUUCGGUGACUAUUUACAAUAUCGACCUGUUUAUGAUGCACCAUUACACACCGAUUUUUCAGGACUAUCAAAAAAGAAAUCAGGUAAAUUGCCCAAUGAAAAAGAAAUUCAACAACGUGUUGCACGUUCUUUAAUUCUUCAAAUCAACUGCGUCGUAAAACUUACUCAACAGAUGCAAACAGAAGAUCCACGGUAUCUUCAGUUGUUUGAAAGACUUCGUCAUGGACAAUGCAACUACGACGAUUACGAAUUAUUAUUGACACGAGUUAUUAGACAACCAUCAGUAGGCUCUCUGCAUGAUGCACCUUGGAAUAAAGUCCCGAUCCUUGUGUUUCGAAAUGAAGUACGAACACAAUUGAACAACAAGGCAGCAAUUUAUAAGGCAAAAGAAAUGGGACAAAGACCCAUGGUAUGUGUCGCACAAGAUACUUGGAAAGGCAAACCAAUUGAAGAUCCGACACUCAUUAAAAAACUGUUAGAGUUAUCCGAUAGAAAAACUGAGCAUUUACCAGGUCUGUUGCCUUUUGUUCCUGGAAUGCCUGUUAUAUUAACACAAAACAUUGCUAUUGAAUUGGGGCUUAUUAACGGAACGAAUGGAAUUUUUCGACAACUAGUGUAUGAAGAAGAUUCUGUGUCAACAGAUAUUCUUUCGGAAACAUCUCCAAACAACACACAAUACAUUCAUCGACCUUUGUAUGCAUUAGUUGAAGUUCUCAAAUCGAAGAUUGAUUGUAAUCUUGAACAACUUCAACCAAAUCUCGUUCCGAUACCAUUAAUGGAACAAACAUUUCGAAUUGAUAUUGCUGAUGUUCUACCAAAAGAUAAGAAACCAAAAUCAAAUCGAAAGGCAAUUUUAUCAAUAAAGCGGCGUGCACUACCACUCGUACCUGCUUAUUGUAUUACGACACAUAAAAGUCAAGGCCAAACUUUAAAUAAUGUUGUAAUUGAUUUGAAACUGCCAAAUGAAACUGAUGACAUUGCUGCAAUUUAUGUACCAUUGUCACGUGUAAAACGCUUGGCUGAUUUGGUCAUUUUGCGACAUUUUGACUACAAGGUUUUAUUAAUCAAACCAAGUAAAUCUCAACUUGCCGAAAUAGAAAGACUAGAUAAAUUAUAUUCAGAAACACAAAAGCAUUUUUCUGAGUGGUUUUAA
Molecule: messenger RNA, 5136 nt
Organism: Rotaria sp. Silwood1
Lineage: Eukaryota; Metazoa; Rotifera; Eurotatoria; Philodinida; Philodinidae
Source: the annotation of a GenBank genome assembly